CAAUCAAAUCCAUGGGUGAUUUAAAUCAAUACAAAAUUUUGAUCGCGGCUGAAGAGUCAGAGGUGUCAUGCAAAGCGAUUAAAUACGCGUUCGAUUUAUGUUCAAGAUUAAAUACGCCUUAUAGUUUGGAAAUCGUCUAUAUCAUUGCAUUGAAUCCGGAAACCAACGUCCCAUUUUUACAUAAUUUGGACAAAGCCAACAACCUUGAUAUCCUUUUAGAUGCAAAUAAACCCAUAUCUAUGGUUAUGGAGCGUCUAAAGCAAUACCAAAGCAUUUAUGUAAGCGAUCUUUUUAAAGAGUAA
Messenger RNA from Racocetra fulgida, 302 nucleotides. The record is from the annotation of a GenBank genome assembly. NCBI's taxonomy places the organism in Eukaryota, Fungi, Glomeromycota, Glomeromycetes, Diversisporales, Gigasporaceae.